AUGCAGCCGACUAUUCUCUUCCAGAAUGAAGCGGGUACUGUUUACUUGAUCGAUCUACCAACGUCAAUCCAAAAUGGUCAAGACACUGUCUACACGUUAAAAUCCUCGGAACCUCUUGAGUUUCCAUACCUGAGCACCGAACCAAAGGGUGCGAAGCGACAUGCUGCACUCGCCGCGCUCUCAUUGAAGGAACGCUCGUACCAUGCAUCUGUGCAGGAGAGGAUAUCUCUGGCACUAGCCGAGAUCCGGAGUCAUCUACAGGCAACUGGUCAAGGCGGUAUUUGGUGCUACCCUCCUCACGCCUUGAUCACCAAUGCUGCUCCAGAGUUGAGCAAUAGUAAUUAUUCGCCAGGACCACCUGUUAUCUUGUCGACCACUGAGCUUCGCACUCAUUUCUCCUCGCUUCGUGAUCUGGCAGGCAAUGUGGUCUGCAAUCUUCGAUCUGCCGCUGCGAUUGUUACAGUGACGAGUCAUGGAGAAUUUGUUAUCCCACCAAGAUCUACAUUUAUUCUGGCAAGCCUCGAACAGGGGUUGCCUGCUUUUGUGCUCGCCCGAGAAGGCUUCUUCCGCGAAUGUCCUGGUUUUGAACUCAUUCUGAUGGAUCCACCCUGGUCCAACCGCUCUGUCCGGCAUUCCGGUGCUUACAGAACGCAAGAGAAUCAAGUUCAAGAUCCGUUUGAUGAAGCUUUGCGGAUCUUCAUGAGAGUGUGUGCUCCACAAGGUUGGCUCGCCGUCUGGAUCACUAAUAAGUCCUCGAUCCGAGCCAUGGUUCUGCAGACAUUGGAAACCAUGGACCUCCACUUACAAGAGGAAUGGAUCUGGAUCAAAACAACAAUUCAUGGUGAACCUGUUACACAGCUUGACGGAGUAUGGCGGCGACCAUACGAAAUCCUCCUAUUAUUUCAAAAAGGGGUAUCACCUAAGAGGAUGAAAAGAAGGAUCAUCGCCGGCGUGCCAGACGUGCAUUCGCGGAAACCGUGCCUGAAGAUGUUGUUGCAAGAGCUGCUGCCCCCGGAUUACCGUGCACUGGAGCUAUUUGCAAGGAGUCUUACCGCUGGCUGGUGGUCGUGGGGCGAUGAAGUAUUGAGGUUUCAACACGAAAGCCAGUGGGCUGACUCAAUCAUUGAGCUUAGGAGCGACAACCCUCUUUGA
Messenger RNA from Cladophialophora yegresii CBS 114405, 1152 nucleotides. RefSeq lists its product as uncharacterized. Gene Ontology annotation, cellular component: nucleus; RNA N6-methyladenosine methyltransferase complex. The record is from RefSeq and is a predicted model, not a curated record. The transcript has a single exon. NCBI's taxonomy places the organism in Eukaryota, Fungi, Ascomycota, Eurotiomycetes, Chaetothyriales, Herpotrichiellaceae. The coding region runs from base 1 to 1152 and encodes 383 amino acids. Gene Ontology annotation, molecular function: methyltransferase activity.